UAAGACAUGAAUUUAUGUUGCUGUGUAAGGGCAAAUGGCUGUUCGCUGAUGCCUUGUUUCAGAAACAUUCACAAUGGCAGCCGCCAAGGAGGUGCAAGAGGCUGCUGCUACGCAUGCGGGGGAAGGGGCCACGGUGACGCUGGUGGCCGGCGACACGCGGCUGGAGGCGCACAGGGCCGUCCUGGCAGGCAGGAGCCCCGUGUUCGCCGCCAUGCUCUGCCAGGACACGCCGGAGGCCAGCAGCAGUGUGGUCGCAGUCCCCGACGUGGAGGGCCCGGUGCUGCACCAGCUGCUGGCCUGCAUGUACUCCCUCCGUGCUCCCGAGGUGCCCCGCAUGGCCACACGACUCCUGGCAGCUGCCGACAGGUACGGCGUGUGGGGGCUGAAGGUCCAGUGCGAGGAGCAGCUGGCCAGUCAGCUGUCAGCAGAGAACGCGGCGCGCACGGCGGUGCUGGCAGUGAGGCACUCCUGUCCCAGCCUCGCAGAGGUCGCUGUCGCCUUCAUAAAAGCCAACUCGCUGGUGUUUGCCACAGCGGGUUGGGCCGAUGCGGUCCUCAACCACCCUGAUGAGGUGGUCAAAGUGAGUCAGUUGCUCGGUGGGCCACUAACAGAAACCAGGAGCCUUCCUGGAAAGAAGAGCAGCCGAGGACUGAUCCAGGCAGCUAAGGAGGGGGCGGUGGAGGAGCUCAGGGUGCUUCUCGCGACAGGGGCGAAAGUGGGGGCGAGGGACGAGGACAUGUGGACUGCUCUGCACUGGGCAGCUGACAGGGGACACCUGGAAGCAGUAACAUGUCUGUUGGAAGGUGGAGCAGAGGUGGAUGUGAGGGACAGCAGGCAGAACACGCCGCUGCACUGGGCUGCAUACCGUGGUCACGUGACUGACACGGCGAUUGCUGGACUCCUCUGCUGA
Messenger RNA from Schistocerca cancellata (South American locust), 910 nucleotides. Its product is annotated as speckle-type POZ protein-like. The record is from RefSeq and is a predicted model, not a curated record. NCBI's taxonomy places the organism in Eukaryota, Metazoa, Arthropoda, Insecta, Orthoptera, Acrididae. Gene Ontology annotation, cellular component: cytoplasm; nucleus. The transcript is spliced from 2 exons. Gene Ontology annotation, molecular function: ubiquitin protein ligase binding. The coding region runs from base 74 to 910 and encodes 278 amino acids. Gene Ontology annotation, biological process: regulation of proteolysis; proteasome-mediated ubiquitin-dependent protein catabolic process.